Molecule: messenger RNA, 2580 nt
Organism: Triplophysa dalaica
Lineage: Eukaryota; Metazoa; Chordata; Actinopteri; Cypriniformes; Nemacheilidae
Product: serine protease FAM111A-like
Exons: 5
Coding region: 137-2029 (630 amino acids)
Source: RefSeq, a predicted model, not a curated record
GUCCUUGGCGGCAAAUGUGAAAGUUAUCCAUUUCCGGGACUUAGUUUGUACGAGGUGAAGUUUCUCUUACUUUAUUAUCAAAUAAAGAGCUUUUAAUCUUUAGUCCUCUUCACAGACGCACCGAAUAGUCAAAAACAUGUCUUCACAACCCAAGAGAAUGAAGCAAACCGAAAUAAGGACUUCCCUAAGCCAUGUGGGUAACAGUACUGCCAGAGCCCCUGAAGCUGAAGACGCGUCACAGGCUAGUGACACUGCUGAGGAGAGGAUGGAUAAAGUGCCUAAGAAAGAGGUUUCAAAUGAAGUCUCUAAAGACCAGCAGCAGGACAAGGAAGAGAAAUCAUUCAAGUAUCGUUUAAACUCUGAAAAAUAUUCAGUACAUUGUGAUCCAUCCAUGACUGUAUUAGAUGCUCUUAAUACAAGUCAUGUUUUCAAAAAAGAAAAAGAAAAGACAAAGAACAAAGACAAGCAAGUACUUAUUCUAACAUCAAAACAACAAAUGCCUACAGCUGCUCUGAAGAUGGAUUUCCCCUGCUGUCUCAUUGACAACGAUGUGAUUAUAGACGUAGACUUCAUUAAAAAUGAUAGAAGUGAUUCUAUGAAACAAAAUAAGAACCUGCCACUGCCCAGCAACCCUGACAUGUUUGUCAUCUUCUAUAUAAAAAAAAAAGGAGGAGACAAAAUACAAUUGCUACUUAAGAGCGAAGCACUGAGAAAGAGAGUAGAAUAUGUUUGUGUAUAUGCACUCAAAGAAGACACAUUGAAAAUUGCUCUCAAGCGUGACGGCCGAUUCAAAAAGAUCAUGUUCCAGAAACACUGUGCGCUCUAUGAGUCUGGUACAGAGAGCAGUCAUGAGAUGUCACAGCCUGUGAAACAUCUCGACCAAAAGAUUUUUAACGUAAUUGUGCUCAGUAACACCAAACAGCCUGAUAGUCUAGAGGAUUGGACUCUUCCAGUCAAGACUGAACCUGAUGUAGCUUCAGAUGUUGAUGUGGCAGAUGAUGCUGACACCAGACAGACACCUGUGAACACUGAGCACGAAACAAAACACAAGAAAAACCCCAAUAACUCCACAAGACCAUCAGCUAGACGGUCUGCACCUAAAGAAAUUCCGCAUUCUGGAGAGAUUCGGAAACUUCUGCUUGAUCAGUUUACAGGUUUACUACAGCAGCUAAAGCAGAGAGAGAACCUCAGAGACAACGCUCAGGUCAAGAAGUUCUUCAGAGAAGAAUAUGAUAAAAGUGUUGAGAGUUUCUCAGAAGUGAAGAAAGUGAGAGAGAUCAUGAGACUCUGUGACUCUGUGUGUCAGAUCAGACGUCAGGGGUCUUCCAGAGGAACUGGAUUCUUGCUCUUCAACGGAUUUAUUCUCACUAAUGCACAUGUGAUUGAGAAAUGUAACGCUUCAGAUAUCACAGCUGUGUUUGGUUAUGAAGACCUGGACCAGAACACCAAGCGUGUACCAAUAAAAGACAUCACAUGUUUCUUUUAUGGCAAAGAUGACGAGGAUAACCAUCUCGACUAUGCUCUUCUUGAAUUUAAUUCUGACGAUGACAUGGCUAAGUAUCCUCAAUUGCUCGAUCAUUACAGACAGGACACACCUGAUAACAGAAGUGAGAUCUGCAUUGUGGGCCAUCCAGAAGGUCAGGUGAAGAAAAUGGACCCGUGUUUUGUCAUUGGUGGAGACAAUCGAUCUGAGGCUGCAGAUGAACACGUAUCUAAAAAUAUCAGUUUCUAUCAUGUUAUGACACAAGAGUCCUUGAAGCAAAAAUGGGAUUUUCGUAAGAACCAGAUCACUUAUGACUCUUGUUUUUUUCAUGGAUCUUCUGGCUCUCCAGUCUUUGAUGCAGAUUGCAAACUGAUCGGUAUUCAUACCGGUGGAUAUGUGUACCAUGAAAAUAAAACUAAAAGUGUCAUGGAAUACGCAUAUGCCAUGCAGCCAAUCUUAGACAACAUCAAAGCAAAAUGUCGAGUUAAAGGCAGAACAGACAUUGUAAAUAUCUUUGAAGAUAAAAUCAGAGGUGAUGCUCCGUAAUAUUAGAUUAGAUUAGAUUCAACUUUAUUGUCAUUACACAUAUACAAGUACAGUGUAACGAAAUGUAGUUUAGGUCUAACCAGAAGUGCAAUUAGCAAGUGCAGGAUAUUCAUACAAAUCAAAUAUAUUAAACACGCUCUCUUUUUAAAAACAUAAACAUGUUUCAAGGAAAAGUAUAUAUGUCAUCAAGCAUGUGUGUAUAUUGUAGACAAGUGUUUUAUAUCAGGGAUCAUGCCCAAAGAGCAGAGCCGUGAACACUUUUGUUUCCAGAGAAGCACACUUAUGCAUUAAUCACUAUUUUGUUCCAUUUAUUAUGUGUAUUUUAUUUACAUUACAUUAAUUCAAACUCGUGUAUUCAAAUAUCCAUAUAGACAUCUGUAUUCAUAUAUUUUUAUUCUUUCUUAUAGAUACUUUAUAUACUUAUUCACAAUUAUUUUACCAUGAUUUCAUCCUCAUCGAACAGUUGACUUUGAUUUAUUUUUUACAGUAAGCAUUUCAUUAUCUUAAUCUGUUUGGAAAUGUGAUGUUAAUAAAGGGAAAUUCCCAAACUA